Molecule: messenger RNA, 1328 nt
Organism: Thermothelomyces thermophilus ATCC 42464
Lineage: Eukaryota; Fungi; Ascomycota; Sordariomycetes; Sordariales; Chaetomiaceae
Exons: 2
Coding region: 135-1175 (346 amino acids)
Source: RefSeq, a predicted model, not a curated record
CCCCACCUCCGCUCCUCAGCGGUCUCAUGACUUGCGCCUGGCAACCAACCCAAACCACUUCAAGUCAAGCCUCGCGCGUGACUGUACGAUCUACCAGCCCGAUCCCAUAAAUAGAGCCAGAAACGCCGAGGACCAUGUCCCAAAAUGGCGGCGACACAACCAAAUCGUCGUCGCCAGGACGCCCGCGGCAUCAAAUAACAAGGUCAAUUUCCGAAAUUUCGUCACCGAUUCGCCUGCAUCGCCGACAUUCGUAUCGAGCAGGAAACGAAGGCGAGCGCGAAUCGCGCGCUUCAGCUCCGCAGUCCGCGAUACUCGCCGUCCAAGGGAAACGUUCAUUCGAGUUGCCUCGCUCCGAGGGAGUCACCCCAAAUCUCACCCCCAGCGCGAGCCGACGGACGAGUGUGCUCUAUGCCUCAGCUGACGAGGGGAUGCCGGCGGCGGAGGCUCCAAAGGAGAAUGUGUUGCUCAACGGGCUCUCCAGGGAACAACAACAUGCAGCAGCCCGGGAGAGUGGCCUGCAACGAUCGCUAGCAGAACUCGGGUCUUUUGCAACGACAACAACAAAGCAGCUUGACGACGCAUACUACGCUUUUGUGGAGAAGCUUAGCGCGUUGCAAGGCACCAUCAUCGCACUCAAGGAGCUCUGCGAACGUUCCCGGCAGCUGAACGACAGAUUUAACACGGAGGCCGACGAUUUGGUUACAGACAUAAGUGCACAACUAGACACAUUCAGGCAGUUUGAGGAUCAGCAGAAGCGCAUUGAGUUGCUCCAGGGUCGCAUCCAAGCGGGGAGGGAGCGCAUCAAGUCGCUGAGCGAGCGAGUCGAUGCCGUAAGUACGCGGAUCGAAAGCUGGGAGCGAGCAGACCGGGAAUGGCAGGAGAAAACUAGGAAGCGCCUCAAAGCCAUCUGGGUCGUCACGUCUGUCGUCUUCUUCCUGGUCCUUUCGCUCUUCAUUGGCUUCCAAUAUGUGCCCGAAAACGCGGAGAGCAAAACAAUCCACGUCGCGAGUCAAGGCCUGACUAGCAUCAGGGAUUCGUCUGGAGCAGACCCAGAAGCGUCUCCAAGCGCUCAAAAGUCCGAACCAUAUGGAAAUGGCUGGUCAUUGAACCGGACAAGAUCCUUAGGGCAAUCAUCUCAAAUGGUUGACAUGCUCAGGGCAUUCGACGAAUUGUAAGCAUACACAUCAAAAGAGGUCUGACGGCACAAGGAUACCCAACUGUUGCUGCGUUGUCAAGUCUUGGUAACCGAGCGGUAGCAUUAUCCGUAACAAACGAUUGUUUCUUUACUCAGUCCCACAGCAACUACCUGGUAACUUGGUUUUUGGUUU